CGUUUUGGUGACAAUAUUGUCUCUUUCCCAGUCGAAAUUCAUUCAUAAAUUUCCGCAUAGUAAAAUGUUUGCCAUCCGCCGCACUGCCACACUGAUGACUGCCCGCCGGCCGCAGUUGAUUCGCGCCGUCUUCCAAGCGAACUUCGCCAGCAGCGCUGUGAAAGCAAAACAAGAAAAGAUUCACGUGGAGAAGGCCAUCAGAGAGAACUGUGUAAAAGUUAGCGAGAGCUCUUUUUUUUGUUUGUCCGCACAGAUGGCUCAAAAGAUUCGUGCUGGACCCGUUGUGGAUGUGCUGGGAGAUGAGAUGACCCGCAUCAUCUGGCAGUCGAUCAAGGACAAGCUGAUCCUGCCCUUCCUCGACAUCGAGCUGCACACAUUCGAUCUGGGCAUUGAGUACCGCGACCAGACCGAGGACAAGGUCACCAUCGACUGUGCCGAGGCCAUCAAGAAGUACAAUGUGGGCAUCAAGUGCGCCACCAUCACGCCCGACGAGAAGCGCGUGGAGGAGUUCAACCUGAAGAAGAUGUGGAAGUCCCCCAACGGCACCAUUCGCAACAUUCUCGGCGGCACCGUCUUCCGCGAGGCCAUCAUCUGCAAGAAUGUGCCCCGCCUGGUCACCGGCUGGCAGAAGCCCAUCGUCAUCGGUCGUCACGCGCACGCCGAUCAGUACAAGGCUGUCGACUAUGUGGUUCCCGGACCCGGCAAGCUCACGCUCACCUGGAAGGGCAACGACGGCCAGGUCAUCGAUGAGGUUAUCAACGACUUCAAGGGACCCGGCGUCGCCCUCGGCAUGUUCAACACUGACGACUCCAUUGUGGACUUUGCCCACGCCUCGUUCAAGUUUGCGCUGGAACGCAAGCUGCCGCUGUACAUGAGCACCAAGAACACCAUCCUGAAGAAGUACGACGGUCGCUUCAAGGACAUCUUCGAGGAUCUGUACAACAAGCAGUACAAGAAGCAGUACGAGGCCGCCGGCGUCUGGUACGAGCAUCGUCUUAUCGACGAUAUGGUCGCCUAUGCCAUGAAGUCCGAGGGGGGCUUCGUGUGGGCCUGCAAGAACUACGACGGUGAUGUGCAGUCCGAUUCCGUUGCCCAGGGCUAUGGCUCUCUGGGUCUGAUGACCUCCGUGCUGCUCUGUCCCGAUGGCAAGACUGUCGAGGCUGAGGCUGCUCACGGCACAGUCACCCGUCACUUCCGCUUUUACCAGCAGGGCAAGGAGACCUCCACCAACCCGAUUGCCUCCAUCUUCGCCUGGACCCGUGGCCUGCUGCACCGUGCCAAGCUGGACGACAACGCGCCACUGAAGCAGUUCGCCGAGACCCUCGAGCAGGUCUGCAUCGACACCAUCGAGGGCGGUGCCAUGACCAAGGAUCUGGCCAUUUGCAUCAAGGGCAGCAUCAGCGCUGUCGAGCGCAAGGACUACCAGGAGACCUUUGAGUUCAUGGACACACUGGCCAAGAAUCUGGAGGCAGCACUCGCCAAGAACGCCGCCGCUGCCAAGUGACUGGCCGAACCAGAGCUGAAGGCCUCGCACCUCUAAAAAAAACCACUCAGCGUCGCCUCGUUGCCCCUACUCUAAACACUUAUCUACUAUACAUAUACACAAAUGUGCAUGUCUUAGGCUUACUUUGCUGUGUCCUCGAUGCACAUUUCAAUGUUCAUUGUCUCUGCGAGACCUCAUCCGCAUUCAAUAUUCCCCCUUAACGUCUAACGAAAAAAGGAAAUUUCAAAUAAAUGUAUUUUUAUACCGCUA
This is a messenger RNA of Drosophila guanche, 1753 nucleotides long. RefSeq names its product isocitrate dehydrogenase [NADP] cytoplasmic (gene Idh). Lineage: Eukaryota; Metazoa; Arthropoda; Insecta; Diptera; Drosophilidae. Gene Ontology annotation, biological process: isocitrate metabolic process. Gene Ontology annotation, molecular function: magnesium ion binding; isocitrate dehydrogenase (NADP+) activity; NAD binding. The coding region runs from base 65 to 1504 and encodes 479 amino acids. The record is from RefSeq and is a predicted model, not a curated record. Gene Ontology annotation, cellular component: peroxisome; cytosol; mitochondrion. The transcript is spliced from 3 exons.